AUGGAACCGAUUUUGAUAUUUCUUAUCUGUUGGUUCAGUUUUGGAUUUGUUGCAACAUGUAUUGGUGCUUGGUGCUGGGAAAACAGGGAAAAGAAGGAGAGACAUGUGCCCGUUCAAUCUGCUAAUACUGGUAACAAUCCACAAGCUGUUCAGGAGACUGCUGCUCAGCCUAAUCAAGAAAUCACAGUUCCAGAGGGUACUGCUGCUUCAGUCCACGAGAGUAUACGUCUUGAAGAUUUACCAUCCACGACGACCGGCGAGGGUCUGAAUUCAAAUGCCUCUGUGGAGACGCCGUUGCCUGUCUAUCAAAGCGACCUUUUGCCCCAGUAUAGUGAGGUUGAGUUUGAUAGGUAG
Candidozyma duobushaemuli is the source of this 354-nucleotide messenger RNA. RefSeq lists its product as uncharacterized. The transcript has a single exon. The record is from RefSeq and is a predicted model, not a curated record. The coding region runs from base 1 to 354 and encodes 117 amino acids. NCBI's taxonomy places the organism in Eukaryota, Fungi, Ascomycota, Pichiomycetes, Serinales, Metschnikowiaceae.